GUGAUCCGCAGCUUCCAUUAGGGUUUUCAGAAGACACCAAAGAUCAAGGACUUAUGGUGCAGUGGAGUCCUCAAACAAAGGUUUUGGCACAUCAAUCUGUUGGGUGUUUUUUGAGUCAUUGUGGGUGGAAUUCUCUCUUGGAGGCGAUCACCGCCGGUGUCCCUGUACUUGCUUUUCCGAAGUGGACCGACCAGCCAACUAAUGCGAAACUCAUUGUCGAUGUUUUAAGGGUUGGUGUGAGGCUCAGACCUGACAAAGAAGGGGUGGUCAGUAGUGAGGAAGUGGAAAAAUGUAUUGAAGAAAUUAUGAGCGGGCCAAGUUCGGAGGAAUAUCAUAAGAAUGCGACGAGUUGA
Ilex paraguariensis (yerba mate) is the source of this 353-nucleotide messenger RNA. The record is from the annotation of a GenBank genome assembly. Lineage: Eukaryota; Viridiplantae; Streptophyta; Magnoliopsida; Aquifoliales; Aquifoliaceae.